CGUGGGGUCACGGAAUCGGGGAGUCGCGGCACCGUCAAGGCUGGAAGAUCAUCUGCUGGUUUAACAUCAUCUACUGGUUUAAGGUCAUCUACUGGUUGAAGAUCGUCUCUUCCAACCGUCAGCCCAGCACCGUCACCGUAACCCCCAAACCACCCCCCCACAUCACCCAGCGACAGAUGCAGACGCCUCCUGAACCCCCCGAGAGGGUGACUCCGCCACCUCCCUGGGCAGCCCCUUCCGAGGUCUGACAUUAGAAAGUUUUCUCUAAUGUGUAACGUCGCUACCCCGCUCGCCUCAGCGCUGCCGUGCCCUCAGGAGGCGGCUGCCAUCCCUCGGCCCCGCAGAGGAUGGAAGGCAGGGCCGACGGGGAUGAGUAAGGGACUGAGCAUCUCCCCGAGGAGGAGACACUGCCGGAGCCGGGCCUGGCUAGUCUGGAGAAGGGAAAACUCAGAGGGGAUCUCAUCAAUCCGUGCCAAUAUCUCCAAGGGGUGUCAGAGGAUAGUACCAGAUUGUUUUCAUUGGUGCCUAGAGACAAAACAAGGAGCAAUGACCAUAAAAUAAAACACAAGACAUUCUACCUCAACAUGAGGAAGAGCUAUCCAUUGAGCAGAGCACUGGACCAGCUGCCCAGGGAGGGCAUGGAGACUCCCUCUCUGGAAUAAUCCAAACCCUGGACAUACUCCUGUGUCACCUGCUCAAGGAACAAGCCACCAGGAUGCCAGCGUUGCCUCUGGACGAGCUCCAGCUGACAGAAAGGGAUCCCAAGACAGGGAAGCUGAGAACUCUACCAGCACUGCACCCAGAAGUUAAAGCAGAUCGGUCCUUUGUGCUGUACAAACCCCCUCCUGCCAUCAGAGACCCUGCUCUGGUGGAGGAAUUCCUGGAGAGAGCAAAAUUCAUUGCAGAUGACCUGAACUGGCUUCUGGCUCUGCCUCAUGAAAAAUUCUGGUGCCAGGUGAUAUUUGAUGAGAGCCUGCAGAAGUGUUUGGACUCCUACCUGCGCUCCGCCCCUCGCAAGUUCGACGCGCUGUGGGAUUGCCACCCCGAGGUGCAUGAGCUGCAGAAAUGCCUCCAUCGCAAUGUCUUCCUCACCUUUCUCAGGAUGUCUACCCACAAGGAGUCCAAGGAUCAUUUUAUCACUCCCUCUGUCUUUGGAAAAAUUAUUUACAAUAACUUCCUGUUCGAUAUCCCCAAGAUUCUGGAUCUCUGUGUCCUUUUUGGGAAAGGAAAUGGGCUCCUGCUCCAGAAGAUGAUUGGAAAUAUCUUCACUCAGCAGCCCAGUUACUUCAGUGAUCUUGAUGAAACUCUGCCCACUGUCCUCCAGGUGUUCAACAACAUUUUGCACAAGUGUGGUUUGCAGUGUGAAGGGGCCUCUGCUGAGCCCCAGAAACUGGAAGAGAAAGUCAGUGUGACUGCAGGGAACAUGCCCCUCCAGGAGCUGAAGGACAUUGUGCUGUAUUUAUGUGACACCUGCACAACUCUCUGGGCCUUUCUUGAUGUCUUUCCCUUGGCUUGCCAGACCUUCCAAAAACACGAGUUUUGUUACAGAUUAGCUUCAUUUUAUGAACUGGCAAUUCCUGAGCUGGAGUCUGCAAUCAAGAAGAGGCAUUAUGAAGAUAACAGUGUUUUUGCUGAUUUGUGGAGGAGGAUUUCACACUCCAGAAAGAAGAUGAUAGAGGUUUUUCACAUCCUAGUGAACCAAGUCUGUCUGCAGCCCAUCCUAGAGAGCAGCUGUGAGAAUAUCCAGCCAUUUAUUGAGGAAUUUCUGCAGAUCUUCACCUCGGUGCUUCAGGAAAGGAGAUUUCUCUGUGACUACGACGAGCUGUUCCCUGUUGAGGAUGACGUGAGUCUGCUGCAGCAGGCAUCCUCUGCACUAGACGAGACCAGGACAGCCUACAUCCUCCAAGCAGUGGAAAGUGCCUGGGAAGGAGUAAACAGGAAAAAAGGACAAGCUGCUAAAGAGCCAGCAGCAUCCAACAGAGCUUCAGCCACAGUGGAGAGCAGCCCUGAGGACAGGGAGGAUCCAGGGGCUGCGUGUGCUCUGGAGGAUGAGUGUGCCGGCGCUGCGGCCGCGCCCAUCGCCCGCGUGUCCGGCGUGGAGCUGGACUCCCUGAUCUCCCAAGUGAAGGAUCUGCUGCCAGAUCUUGGAGAGGGAUUCAUCCUGGCCUGCCUGGAGGAGUAUGGAUAUAACACAGAGCAGGUGAUCAACAACAUCCUGGAGGAGAAGUUGGUGCCGUACCUGGAUAAGCUGGACCGAAGGAUGCAAAGACAGCUGAAGCCAGACCCUACCCCUCUGGUCAGCUCCCGCUGUAACGUUUUCCAGAAUGAUGAGUUUGAUGUUUUCAGUAGGGAUGCAGUGGAUGUGUCUCGGAUCCAGAAAGGCAAGAGGAGGGAGAAGGACACGACGCGGAGCCUGCUGAACGACAAGCGGCUGGUGUUGGAGCAGAGGCAGCGCUACAGCCAGUACAGCGUGGUGCUGGAGGAGCUGCCCCUGCCUCCGGGGGCCGCCCGGGACUACGAGGACUACGAGGACUACGAGGACGAGUACGACGACACCUACGAUGGGAACCAAGUGGGCGCUAACGACGCUGACUCGGAUGACGAGCUCAUCUCCAGGAGGCCAUUCACAAUUCCUCAGGUCUUGAGACCUAAAGGACAGGAGGAAGGACAGGAGACAGAGGAAGAGGAUGAAGAGGAGGAGGAGGAAGCUGAAAAGGAAAGAACAAAGGACCACUUUGUGCAGGACCCUGCAGUCCUGCGGGAGAGGGCUGAAGCCAGGCGCCAGGCCUUCCUUGCCAGGAAGGGGCACAAGCACGACAGCUCUGCCGUGGUUGGGAGCGCCAAGGGCCACGGGCAGAGCCGGGAGAUGCUGCAGGAGCGCAGGAAGAAAGAAGCAAACAAAAGCACCCGAGCCAACCACAACCGGCGGGCCAUGGCCGACAGGAAGCGCAGCAAGGGCAUGAUCCCCUCCUGAGCAGCAUCCCAGGCCCUGCCCAGGAGGAGGCUCCCUUUCCUGGGCGUUCCCUUCGCUCAGGGGAUGGAUGUUGUGUGCAAUACGGAGCUGCGUUCCCUGUGGGAGUGCUGCCCGUUCCCUGCCCUGACUGUGGGUGCCAGUGGCUGCAGCAGCCAUUCCUGCCCUUUUGUACUAUUUAUAAUUCAGAGUUUUAUUUUCAUACUGGCUCCUGCCCACCCUGGAGUGGGCAGCUCCGAGAGCACGGCUUCCAUGGAAAUGCCUUAUCCUGAACUUGAGUUAUAAAUUGUCCCAGCUUGGAAGGGACCACAGGGAUCACGAGUCCCACCCCUGUCCCUGCCCAGACCCCCAACAACCCCACCCUGUCCAUCCCUGGCAGCGCUGUCCAAAGGCUCCUGGAGCUCUGGCAGCCUCGGGGCCGUGCCCAUUCCCUGGGGAGCCUGGGCAGUGCCAGCACCCUCUGGGGGAAGAACCUUUCCCUGAUCUCCACCUAAACCUCCCAACACAGCUCUGUGCUGGCAGAGAAAUGCUCAGGCUGUUCCCACUGCCAACAGACCCACAGGGAUUGAGGUGAAUCAGACCUUAUGGAUUUCUGUCCCUCAAGUGAGGCCUGUGAAAACAGAUGGUACAAAUAAAAGAUGUAGAUGCCUUGGUUU
Molecule: messenger RNA, 3627 nt
Organism: Passer domesticus (house sparrow)
Lineage: Eukaryota; Metazoa; Chordata; Aves; Passeriformes; Passeridae
Gene: ASCC2
Product: activating signal cointegrator 1 complex subunit 2
Exons: 19
Coding region: 716-2974 (752 amino acids)
Biological process (GO): regulation of DNA-templated transcription
Molecular function (GO): ubiquitin binding
Source: RefSeq, a predicted model, not a curated record